ACCUCCAUGCUGAAAAGGGGAGAAAUAAUAAAACUUUCGCAGCAAAAAUAGCAUCCGCACCUGCCGCAUGUCCAUGCAUCGUUCAUGCGGCUAGUCGACUACUCCGACUCCUCCGAAUCCGAAGAGGGCCGAGGAGAGGAUGAGGCAGCAGCCCUCCCUCCCCUUCCCGCCAGCUUCCUCGACCAGUAUUCCUCCGCGGUGAGGGGGAGUGUGCGCGAUGAUCCCUCGCUGCAUGGCGGCCGGCAGAGGAUCACGCCGCACGUUGAGGGCAACUGGCCGAGCCAUGUGUACCUGGAGUGGCAUCCCCAAUCGAAGGAAGCAGCACAUCUUCACAACCUCCUCACCCACCUACAACAAACCACCCCGCAGCACCAAAUCCACAGCCUCCUCCAAACCCCCCUAGGAGCCCCCCAACCCCUGCACAUCUCCCUCUCCCGGCCUCUAACCCUCAAAACCCCGCAAAAGGACCCCUUCCUCACCCACCUCCGCAACACCAUCAGCAGCAGCAACAUCUCCCAAUUCUCCGCUCGGCUAGGCGACCUCACAUGGCAUCCUAACGAAAGCGGCGCGCGUUGGUUCCUUGUUCUGCGAUGUUUGCAGGGCGGUGACAGUGAGAUGACGAAGGUCCUUGCGAUUUGCAAUUCCGUAGCGGAGGGGUUUGAUCAGCCGCUGCUUUAUCAUGAUCACGAUGAGAACGGCGACGGCCAGAGUACGAAGACGCCCGGAGUGGAGGGCAAGUUCCACAUCAGUAUUGCCUGGUCGCUGCAGGCGCCAGCAUUAUCGACAGGCCCGGGACCCGGCCAGGCGAAGCACAUGGGGAUUCCCAUCGAAGGGCAGGGAGCUGUGCCGCAGCAGUUACUGGACGUGCUCGCCUCGCUGCAGAUUCACUUCGACCAAGUCAAGAUCCGCAUCGGGCAGGAUGUGCAUUUCAUCCCACUCAGGGCGCGCAGACGAUCAAACAUAGACGCAUGAAAUUCACGACGUUUUUG
Neohortaea acidophila is the source of this 989-nucleotide messenger RNA. Its product is annotated as U6 snRNA phosphodiesterase Usb1. Gene Ontology annotation, molecular function: 3'-5'-RNA exonuclease activity. The transcript is spliced from 2 exons. Gene Ontology annotation, cellular component: nucleus. Gene Ontology annotation, biological process: U6 snRNA 3'-end processing. The record is from RefSeq and is a predicted model, not a curated record. NCBI's taxonomy places the organism in Eukaryota, Fungi, Ascomycota, Dothideomycetes, Mycosphaerellales, Teratosphaeriaceae. Bases 85 to 972 code for a protein of 295 amino acids.